AUGGACACUGUCAUGGGAGCCAGCUUGGCCACCACCGGACAUGGGCCCCGUACAGAGCUGGACGACGAGGACUACUACCCCCAUGGCGGCUGGGACACCCUCUUCCUGGUGACCCUCCUACUCCUGGGCCUGCCAGCCAACGGGAUGAUGGCAUGGCUGGCCGGCUCACAGGCACGGCAUGGAGCGGGCACACGGCUGGCGCUGCUUCUGCUCAGUCUCGCCCUCUCUGACUUCCUGUUCCUGUCUGUGGCAGUUUUCCAAAUCCUGGAGAUCCAGCAUGGAGGGCACUGGCCUCUGGGGACAGCAGCCUGCCGCUUCUACUACUUCCUGUGGGGCGUGUCCUAUUCCUCAGGCCUCUUCCUACUGGCCGCCCUUAGCCUGGACCGCUGCCUGCUAGCACUGUGCCCACGCUGGUACCCAGGGCGCCGCCCGACUCGCCUGCCCCUCUGGGUGUGUGCAGGGGUCUGGGUGCUGGCCACACUCUUCAGUGUGCCCUGGCUGGUCUUCCCCGAGGCCACUGUCUGGUGGUAUGACCUUGUCAUCUGCCUGGACUUCUGGGACAGUGAAGAGCUACCGUUGAGGAUGUUGGAGAUCUUGGGGGGCUUCCUGCCCUUCCUCCUACUGCUGGUUUGCCAUGUGCUCACCCAGGCAGCUGUCUGCCAGUCCUGCCACCACCAGCCCAGGUUCCUGGCCCAACGCGGCUUUGCCCGAGUGGCCAAGACCAUUCUGUCUGCCUAUGUGGUCCUGAGGCUGCCCUACCAGCUGGCACAGCUGCUGUACCUGGCCUUCCUGUGGGACAUCUACCCCGGCUACCUGCUUUGGGAGGCCCUGGUCUACUCUGACUAUUUGAUCCUGCUUAACAGCUGCCUGAGUCCCUUCCUCUGCCUCAUGGCCAGCGCCGACCUCCACAUCCUGCUCCGUACAGUCCUUUCCUCCUUUGCAGCAGCUCUCUGCGAGGAGCGGCCCGGCAGUCUCACACCAGCUGAGCCACAGGCCCAAGUGGACGUCGAGGGCCAGACGCUGCCAGUACCCAUGACUGAGACCCAGCCACAGGCAAACCCCACAGCCCGGCCACCAUUGCAUCCCAUGGCCUUGUCACCGGCAAACCCCACAGUCCAACCACAGUUGGAUUCUAUGGGCCAGCCUCAGGCAAACCCUGAGGUGCAGACCCCUGGCCUCACUGCCCACUCAGCCCCCAGUCCUGGUGAUGAGCCCUCUCUUGCCCCAUCCACAGAUCCCGCACCAGGGACUGCUGAAAAUCCAGUCAUACCCACCACCUCUGAGGGGGAAAGCCCUAGCAGUGAGCCCCCAGAAGAGGCCCUCGGGGCAGACCCCACGUGA
Messenger RNA from Chrysochloris asiatica (Cape golden mole), 1341 nucleotides. It is a transcript of the gene GPR152, whose product is annotated as G protein-coupled receptor 152. Gene Ontology annotation, molecular function: G protein-coupled receptor activity. Gene Ontology annotation, biological process: G protein-coupled receptor signaling pathway. Gene Ontology annotation, cellular component: membrane. The record is from RefSeq and is a predicted model, not a curated record. NCBI's taxonomy places the organism in Eukaryota, Metazoa, Chordata, Mammalia, Afrosoricida, Chrysochloridae.